Molecule: messenger RNA, 787 nt
Organism: Onychostoma macrolepis
Lineage: Eukaryota; Metazoa; Chordata; Actinopteri; Cypriniformes; Cyprinidae
Product: monocyte chemotactic protein 1B-like
Exons: 4
Coding region: 354-659 (101 amino acids)
Biological process (GO): cellular response to type II interferon; neutrophil chemotaxis; G protein-coupled receptor signaling pathway
Cellular component (GO): extracellular region
Molecular function (GO): CCR chemokine receptor binding; chemokine activity
Source: RefSeq, a predicted model, not a curated record
UUUGCUGAAAUCAAAACAGGGACGAUAAUAGGUGAGCGCCAGCCAAUGAGAUUGUCCUUUGCGCAUUAGUUCCGCCCACUACCAGAGAAACCGGCAGUUCUUAAAAGCUGAAGAAUUCCAAAGGAACUCCGUUAUUUUGACAGGAAAAUACAACAAAGAAUAUCGUUUACAUGUAGCGCGUCAAUUCUGCAUGUUAUGAAAGACUCUCUUGCUCUGUAUCUUUCUUUGCGUGCGUGUAUGUGAGAGAAAGCGACGGCGAGCUGUGCGCCUUCACACUAGAGUUUAUGGGACCAAGCAACUCAUUCAGCGCACGCUUUUAGACCAGAUUUUGUGUGAGCAGAUACUCCUGAAGAAUGAGGAUCCUGAUGUCUCUGUUGCUGCUCCGCUCUAUUCAGCUGACUUCAUGUGCUCCUAACGCACUUGAAGCACGAUCAACAUGCUGUUUCCAGUUUUAUAAAAAGAAAAUUCCUCUGAAACUGGUGGUGUCUUUUUACCGGACCGAAAGCAACUGUCCCAUGUCAGCUAUUGUGUUUCGGACAGCUGCUGGAAGGGAGUUCUGUAUGAAUCCAAACACCAGCUGGGUGAACAGCCAUAUUGCAAAAGUGAACAGCAGAACAACAACAGCUACUACAGCGAAGACUCUAAGCACUACAGUAUAAAUACUGUAUCUUGUUCAGUAUUUAAUGGGGAAAAUGUUCAUAAUUAUUACUCUAUUUCUGUAGAUAGAUCAUUUAUCAUGCUUUUAUUAGAAUAAAUGUUAUUAAUAUUUCAUUUGUUUAAAUUACAU